Drosophila willistoni is the source of this 1275-nucleotide messenger RNA. Its product is annotated as myb-like protein X. The transcript has 4 exons. The coding region runs from base 69 to 620 and encodes 183 amino acids. The record is from RefSeq and is a predicted model, not a curated record. NCBI's taxonomy places the organism in Eukaryota, Metazoa, Arthropoda, Insecta, Diptera, Drosophilidae.
UAGUUGUGUUCGGUUCUGGGUGUGAGAAACCCACAAACAGAAUACUUAUGCUCUAAACUUUGUACAACAUGGACACAAAAAAGGAAUCAUUCAAUGAUAAAAAUAAAGAUAAGAAUAAAAAUAUGAAUAAUGUGGCCAAUAAUGAGGAGGAUGGCUACGUGGAGGAUGAUGAUGACAACUAUCUUGAUAUUGAUGAUGAAGAUGAGGAUGUUGUCGAUGCAAUUGAUGAGAAAUUUCGUAUGUAUCGUGAGAAUCUAAGGCGACAUCGUCAGAAGUUUGCCAAAUAUGAGAAAGAGCGUCGAGAGAUAUCGCAAACGCUCAGUGAGAUUGUCAAAGAAGUUCGUAGCUUGCGUUCAGAUAUCGAUGAACUAGAAAUGACGGUGAAUGAAGUGAUGCCCAUACGUCAGGAUAACAAUAAUGAGUUGCCCAGUGAGUCAACUGAGCCAACUGACAUUGAGGACAAUAAUGAUAUCGAGUACUACGAAUAUGACGACAACGAUGAAGAUGUGGCAGCCAAUAAUGAAAAUAAGCCACCAGAAACGAUGCAAUCCCAAAAGAAAACCUCAACAAUUUCCCAGCUAAUGGACGGACAAAAUAAAAACUCUUGCAUUUUGUCGUAAAGAAAAAAAAAAACGCCCCCCCCCCCAAAAACAACAAGAAAAAAAUUCGAUCUUAAUGAAUAAUCAGCAACCUGUGAGAAAUAAAUUCAGUUAAAUUUUGCCCCUUGUAUCAGAUGAAAUAUAAAAUAAAAUAAAUUGUUUUUCGUUAUUUAAAAAAUAAAGUUUAAUAAGGAUUAUGUUAAUGGAUAUUACAGUUGCCAGCAUGAUAAAUCCAUAUCCAGUGCUCGACGAGAAUGGCCAUAUGAGAGACAAUACCUCAGCCAGUGCCAGUCGCUAUAUGAAGGAUCUGCGGGAAAUGUAUACGCAACGUAUGCAAAUGGAACGUCAAGAGCAUCGCAAUCGCUUGGCCAACGAAAUGGCCGCCAUGUGUGAGAUGGCAAAUGCUGCUAUAGGCGAUCAAGAUGAGGAGCCGUCACUUCAUUAUCCAAACGAAUCAUCUAAGCUGCCCCUUACUCUGUCAUCCAUUGAUGACAUUGAACAAAUUGAUGGCUCAUCAUGGGGCGAUUGUUUGCAAUUGGUUGUCUAUCUUUUGGCUGGCAUUGGUAUGGCAUAUGUUGGAGCUUCAUUGCGUACCAACUUUAUGUGAUGUGAACAAACAAAAUCUAUAAACCUAUAAAACAUUUUAUAUUAAAUCCAAAGAAAAAAAGAAAAACGA